AUGGGUGGCUCUGUUACAGAGGUCGAUCUCCAUGAUCUGCUUUCGAGGCGCCUCACAGUGCAAUGUAUGACACUUGAUAUCAGUUCCGACGGCAACGCCGUUUACAAGCCCAUCUUCGCCGCAACAAACGCCACAACUGCUACGACGACAGCAACAGCAGCAACAGCAACAUCACCGACUUACCAGCUUGAUGGUGGAAGUGGUAGUGGUGGGGCUGUGAAUGUGAAUGUGAAUAUGGGGAGUAUGACUGGCAGCGAGCAAGCUAAGAGGAAAAGAGGGAGACCCAGAAAGUAUGGCCCAGAUGGCUCUAUGGCUUUGGGUCUCACUCCUACGGCUCAGCCCGUACCUGUAGCUCAGACUCAGUCAAGUGGUGGAGGUGGGUUUUCAUCUCCUCAUCCAGCUCCAACUCCUCCCUCGGCUCCAACAUCGCUUCCUUCUGGAGGAUCAGCGCCACCCACUUCGUUCAAGAAAGCUAGGGGCAGACCGCCUGGUUCUAGUAGCAAGAAGCACCAAUUGGAAGCUUUGGGUACUUAA
Molecule: messenger RNA, 534 nt
Organism: Quercus lobata
Lineage: Eukaryota; Viridiplantae; Streptophyta; Magnoliopsida; Fagales; Fagaceae
Product: AT-hook motif nuclear-localized protein 10-like
Exons: 2
Coding region: 1-534 (177 amino acids)
Molecular function (GO): DNA binding
Source: RefSeq, a predicted model, not a curated record